CAGAAGAAGUCAGCUCAUGCAAGGAAAGUGUAACAAUGCAUUUCUGUGCAACACAUCUUGAUAAGAAAGAUUUCCUCGGCAAGUCUGAUCCUUUUCUUAUAUUCUACAGAGCAAAUGAAGACAACAGCUACACAACUGUUCACAAGACAGAAGUCAUCAAAAAUACUCUCAAUCCGACCUGGCGGCCGUUUACAAUCACAGCAAGGGCACUUUGCAAUGGGGACUAUGACCGGUCCAUCAAAGUGGAGUGUUAUGACUGGGAUGGAGAUGGAGGCAGCCAUGACUUGAUAGGUGUGUUCACCACCAACCUGAGGGAGAUAACAAGGGGAGGAAGUUCGGGCAGCACCUACCAGCCGUUUACCAGAGAGGUUAUCAAUCCUAAAAAGAAAGCAAAAAAGAAAAACUACAAAAAUUCAGGACAGGUAACAGUGAUGAAUUGUAAGAUAGAAAUCAACCCGUCAUUCUUGGAUUUUGUUAAAGGGGGAACACAACUUAACUUCACUGUAGCUAUAGAUUUCACAGCAUCCAAUGGUAACCCUUCGAGCCCCACUUCACUCCAUUACAAUAGCCCCUACCAACCCAACCAGUACGGGUCCGCCAUACAGGCUGUGGGGGAGAUCAUACAGGAUUACGACAGUGAUAAGUUGUUUCCUGUACUGGGAUUUGGAGCCAAGCUUCCAGAUGGAUCAAUAUCACACGAGUUUCCUGUAAACUUCAAUUCAGCCAACCCAUACUGUGCUGGUAUACAAGGUGUAAUGCAGGCGUACUACGGGGCCUUACAGCAAGUACAGCUUUAUGGACCAACAAACUUCGCUCCAGUCAUACAACAUGUAGCAAAAUUUGCGACGUCGAUGAGAGAUGGAAAUAAUUACUUUGUAUUGCUGAUUCUUACGGACGGGGUGAUUACAGAUUUACCCAACACUAUAGAGGCAAUUGUACAUUCAUCUGGCCUACCAUUGUCCAUCAUCAUUGUAGGAGUAGGGAAUGCCGAGUUUGACGCUAUGGAUGUGUUAGAUGCAGACAACCAGAAGCUGUCCAGCCGCGGUAAACAGGCAGUCAGAGAUAUAGUUCAGUUUGUUCCAUUCCGUGACUUCCUGGGGGGUAAAUUUGGCAACAACAUGCAGGUAUCCCAGGCAGCCCUGGCUAAGGAAGUCCUUGCAGAGAUUCCUGACCAGUUCCUCCAGUACAUGAAGGCCAACAAUAUCAAACCCAAACCACCCCAGGAGAAUGUCAGGAUGCCAGGCCAGGGGGCACCAUCAAUACCUCCACCACAAGGGGGUGCUCCUAACAUGCCCCCGCAACAAGGAAUGCCUAACCAAGGAACAUCUCCCUACCCACAAGGCCCUGCUCCAGCCUACCCUCAGGGAGGACCACAACAAAAUGCGCCAUCUCGCCCCCCGCCACCAGGAGGCGCUGCUGCACCACCAUAUCCUAUGUAACGAACAUCUCAUAAUUAACAAGAAGGAAAUUAGACCAAAGGCCCUAGCUACAUGUACAAUAUAGAUGGGAUUGUAAUCAUGUAGAGAUCCAGGGGCAAAAAAGUCACGAAUAUUGGCAUCUGAUGAAAUAUACCUAGUCUACUGAUGUUUGUGUGGCUUUAACAGUUAUUAAUUCAUUUGCCUAUCCAUUCUACUGAUGUCUGUGUGGCUUUAACAGUGCAAUUAUACCCUGCUAUUAACUUAUUAAGUCAUUUGCCUGUCCUUCUUCCAUCAGUAGUUGUUAUCACUCUAGAAGCCUCAUUUAUGUAACUAUCGUUUCUUAUUUACCUUACUACUACUUUGUGUGACAUUAACAGAGCUAUUUGUACAAUGUUUAAGUUCUGUGGGUAUGUAAUGUUCCUUGUCUAUCAUACAGUUCUCUGAAUGACUUUCAAAGAUAUGUCUGUUUAUGUUUUAGCUUCAGUAUUAAACACCUUUAUGUAGAUUCUCAA
Molecule: messenger RNA, 1930 nt
Organism: Mizuhopecten yessoensis (Yesso scallop)
Lineage: Eukaryota; Metazoa; Mollusca; Bivalvia; Pectinida; Pectinidae
Product: copine-8-like
Exons: 16
Coding region: 36-1439 (467 amino acids)
Biological process (GO): cellular response to calcium ion
Cellular component (GO): plasma membrane
Molecular function (GO): calcium-dependent phospholipid binding
Source: RefSeq, a predicted model, not a curated record